Molecule: messenger RNA, 1350 nt
Organism: Alnus glutinosa
Lineage: Eukaryota; Viridiplantae; Streptophyta; Magnoliopsida; Fagales; Betulaceae
Exons: 2
Coding region: 321-1127 (268 amino acids)
Biological process (GO): protein dephosphorylation
Molecular function (GO): protein tyrosine/serine/threonine phosphatase activity
Source: RefSeq, a predicted model, not a curated record
UGGAAACUCUGUUGCACAAGUGGGUCGCAAAUGUUGUAUACCUUUCGGAGUCUUUAAUGUGACACAGCUUCUUAUUCUCUCUUGUUCAGCUUCUUUGCUUGAUUAGGAGGACCACUCUCAAACGCCCGUCCCUGACACUUCGCUAAUUGCAGAAAAGUUUUUAGUUUAGUGAUUGUUGUUCUAAUACUAUAGUUUCUGGUUAUAAAUUGGUUUUUGGGUCUUUUAAUCUGAAAGUUCUAUGAUUUGUAGGAACCCAUUUGAAUUGCGGAUUUGAAGUUGUUGUUUUGGUUCCAAUAUUGUAUAGCUUGAGCAAAGAAAAGAUGGGGUUGGGUAUUUCAGUUUUGAUAGGAUUUAAGGCAGCUGUUAUGUUCCUCUUCUUUGCAUACCUUAGAAGCUUUGGUUUCACAUUGUUAUCAAUGCCAUUCUUGUAUACCUCUUUGAUAUCUUUGUUAAUUUCUAUUGCUUCACAUCCUUCUAUCAAUCUUCCCAUGUUCUUGGGCAAGAACUCAGAUGGGAGCUUCCCCAUUUGGUCCAUAAUUAUGUUCAGCCCUUAUUUGAACUUCGUUCGAGGUUUCUCAGCAUUGCGGAGAUUGGGAAGUGGGGAAGCCCCUUAUAAUGAAAUUUGCGAGGGAUUGUAUGUUGGCGGAUGGCCUUCUUCGCCGGAUAAAUUGCCGUCCGGUAACCCUGCUGUCGUCGAUUGUACUUGUGAAUUGCCAAGAAGGCUGGAAUUCUCGGGCCAUGCCUAUUUGUGUAUCCCAACUUGGGAUACGAGGAGUCCUCAGCCGGCUGAGAUCGAGUCAGCUGUUCAGUGGGCUUGUCGAAAGAGAGCUCAGAACAGGCCUGUGUUCAUCCACUGUGCAUAUGGUCAUGGAAGAAGUGUCGCUGUCAUGUGUGCGCUAUUAGUGGCUCUAGGUGUGGUGGAAGAUUGGAAAACUGCCGAGAGGCUAAUCCGAGAAAGACGCCCUUAUAUUCGGAUGAAUGCCCUCCAUCGCAAGGCCCUAAAAGAAUGGUCAAAAGAUAGGCUAUCUUCUCCUAUGAAGAGCAGAGAAAUGGAUAUAAGUUCAGUAAUUCUGCCUGACUCUUCUGGUAGCUUGCGAUUAGGUAGGACUGCGAAGACAAAUGAAUGACACGCUCUCCCUACAUCGCGUUAACUAUUAUUUCUUAUUCCACACAUCCGUCGUUUGCAUACGAAUUAGUUUCAUUUUCUUGUCGGUUUUAAUUUGAUUGUGUUAGGAAAAUUUAAAUUUUAAUAAUGUCUUGGCUAACCAACUUGUAGAUUUGAGAAGAAUCUGUUCUUUUCUAAAUGUUCAAUAUUAUUACUUAUGGGUGGCUCUACUAUCCAUCUGAACA